This is a messenger RNA of Lottia gigantea (owl limpet), 1497 nucleotides long. RefSeq lists its product as hypothetical. The transcript has 2 exons. The record is from RefSeq and is a predicted model, not a curated record. The coding region runs from base 1 to 1497 and encodes 498 amino acids. Lineage: Eukaryota; Metazoa; Mollusca; Gastropoda; Lottiidae.
AUGUCGGAGGCGGUAAACUUCACUUCAGAUAUUGAGGUCAAGGACGAAUUCUUGAGCAUAAGCUGCUUUACGAAAGAAAGUACUGAACCAUUUUAUAAAAACUUCCAUGCAUUUUUGAUCUCUAAAACUGACGCAAUUAAAAAACUGAAAAAAAACUUUGAGGCUGAAAAAGCAAGGUCAAAAGAACAUUUGAAUGUUGUUAUGAUUGGAAUUGAUUCACUGUCACGACUUAAUCAUAUGAGAUCGAUGCCUAAAGCCCGCGAUUAUCUUCUGAACAAUUUAUCUGCUAUUGAACUUAAAGGCUAUACCAAGGUAGCCGAUAAUACAUUUGUUAAUGUUGUUCCACUUACUACUGGUCGAUUUUUAGAAGAGUUACCAUGGAAUGAAACCUUGUCUAGAGAACCAUUCGAUAAAUACAAUUUCAUAUGGAAGAAUUUCAACAAUAACGGAUAUCCAACACUCUAUGCAGAAGACGCUCCUAAUAUAGCUACCUUUAAUUAUCUGAAAUUUGGAUUCCUCAAACCUCCAAGCCUGCAUUAUUACCGUCCAUUUGCUAAAGCUAUGGAGGACGAAAGUUCAGUCUGGAAUUCUGGCCAUCACUGUGUUCAUGAUCGUCCUGAAACUACCAUCCUCCUAGAUUACGUUCACAAUUUCAUGCGAAAAUAUCGUAAUCAGCCACAUUUUUCAUAUUCAUUUAAUUCCAGACUGACUCAUGAUGCAAUGAAAGAUGCCUUAAGGGCAGACGAUCCUUAUGUCGCGUGGUUAAAAUCCGUCCAUUACGAAGGCCUUCUAAACAAUACCGUUUUGAUAUUCUUUAGUGACCAUGGUCUCAGAUUUGGCGCCUUUCGGAAGACUUAUGUUGGGAAGCUAGAGGAGCGAUUACCAAUGAUGUAUUUCGUAUUUCCAAAAUGGUUCCUUAAAAAAUAUCCAACGAUUUCAGCCAAUCUACAGAUCAACAAAAACAGACUAACUUCUCCUUUUGAUAUUUACGCUACGUUGAAAAAUAUUUUAUAUUUUAAUGGAACAUCCAAUGCUAAAGUAGACCCCAAGCAAAGAGGAAUUAGUUUGUUUAAUAUCAUCCCUGAAUCAAGGACUUGUGAAAACUCGGGUAUCUUACCACAUUGGUGUGUGUGUAUGGCUCAAACUUCAUUACCUACAGAUAAUCCCUUAGCAGUAAAAAGUGUGAACUUUUUAAUCCAAGUGAUAAAUAACUAUUUAAAAAAAUAUCCUUUAUGUGAGCCUCUGUCUUUAAAAACUAUAAAAUCUGUCCAAAUUAUGGAAAACAAUGACAAACUUUUACGUUUUGCAGAAAGUAAGAAUGAUGUAUCCGUGUUAUUGACCCCUGGUGCAGGGGAGUUCGAGGCUACAGUGAAAUAUGAAGAGACUUCUGGUGAAUUCAGUAUGGCGGGAGAUAUUAGUCGUAUUAAUUUAUAUGGCCAUGACGCUGACUGCGUGAGUGAUUCGAAAAUAAGAAAAAUAUGUUAUUGUGUGAAAUAA